AUGAGUCUCUUGAAAGCCGAUCAGGUGCGGCGUGAGUUAUUCGUCACGUACAGCCAGCAGAUCGCCGAACUUCUCGGGGAGAUGGAAGAGAAAGAGGAAGAGAAGCCGCAGGAAGAACCCACUCCACCGGUGGAAGUAAAGGAGAAUAUCAGGAAUCUAGGAAUGUUAUUGGAAGCACAAGCACAAGAAGAAGAAAAGGAAGAAGAAGAAGAAGAACAACAGGAAGAAGAAAAAGAAAUAAAGGAAGAAUUGCAAACCACAACGGAAUUUCCCAAACGAUUUCGAAUAUCAUAUGCACGGCAGCAUCUCCUGCGGCAGCGGGCACUGCGUCUACCGGAGGCCAGCAGCCAUCAAGCCGAUGGCGGUCAUCUUGUUUCCUCACCAAGAGCAGAAACUGAAGGAGUUGUUGAAGAAGAAGAUGAAGAGAAUAAUAAUAUGAAAGCCAUUGAAACCAUAACAACAACAACAACAACAACAACGAGAACAACUGUAGCCGUAAAAGAAGAAGAAGAAGAAGGAUGGCGUUUGGCGUAUAAUGAACCAUUUCCUUCUCUACGUAAAAUGAUGCGGCGUGUGCAGGAUGAGUCGUUAAGUAUAUUAGUGCGUGAAGCCCGAGUGCCGCCAGCCGCCUACCGUGAUGAUGACUACACCAGACAGCGAAUGACAGUCCUGCGGGAACUGGAAGAACAGAUCGGCAGAGAUCGCAUUAAACUACUGGCAAGACUACAAAAGAUGGAUGGAAAACUACAUUUGUUGGAAUAA
This is a messenger RNA of Trypanosoma theileri, 762 nucleotides long. RefSeq lists its product as uncharacterized. The transcript has a single exon. NCBI's taxonomy places the organism in Eukaryota, Euglenozoa, Kinetoplastea, Trypanosomatida, Trypanosomatidae. Bases 1 to 762 code for a protein of 253 amino acids. The record is from RefSeq and is a predicted model, not a curated record.